AUGCCUCUGCUGAUUUCCAAGAUCGAGGGCAGAGGUAACGGUAUUCGUACAGCCGUGGUCAACACUUCGGAUGUGGCUAGAGCAUUGUCGCGACCUCCUUCAUACGUGAUCAAGUUCUUUGGUUUUGAAUUGGGUGCCCAAACAUCGAUUUCUGAAGCCUCGGACAGAUACAUUGUCAAUGGAGCCCACGAUGCUCCUAAGCUCCAGGAUCUCCUGGAUGUAUUUAUUGCCAAGUUUGUCUUGUGUUCUGCUUGUAAGAACCCCGAGACUGAUAUCAUUGUCUUGAAAGACGGCAACUUGACUAGAGAUUGUAAAGCUUGUGGUCAACGUACUCUGAUUGACCCUCGUCACAAGCUUUCUUCGUUCAUUCUCAAGAACCCUCCUUCUUCUGCCAAGGGUAAGAAGAAGGCCGCCACUGCUUCUGCCCAUGUCGGUGGUGGUGUUUCUCCUUUGACCAUCAAUGGAACUGGUACUGAAGGUUCUGGUGAAGACGGUGCUGCCAAUGGAGCUGAUGUUUCUGGAGCUACCAAUGGGGCUGAUGGUGAAGAUGGUGAUAACUCUGAUGACGAGUUGACCCGUCGUAUCAACGCCGAGGCUUCGACCUUGCCCGAACUCGACGAUGCUGCUGACGACGACGAUAACUGGGCUGCCGAUAUGUCUGAAGAGGCCAUUCGUGCUCGUCAAAAGGAGGUUGAGAAGAGUCUCGCCGUUCUGAAUAUCGAUGACGACGAUGAGGAGGGUGCUGACGAUGUCCGAUACACCGACUUUGGCGAGUGGAUCGAGUGUACUGAGGACGCCACCGAUGUCGAUAUUUACAAGAAGGCCUGUGAUCUCGGCAUCUCGACGAAACACCGUACCGUGCAAGUUCUCGCCCAAACUCUGUUCACUGAGGAGAUUGUGAAGGAGAUCCCUGAGCACGCUGGUCUGCUUGGCAAGCUCAUUACCUCGAAAAACCAUGAAAAGGCUCUCUUAGGAGGUAUCGAGCGUCUGAUCGGACUCCAGUACCCGGACAAGAUCAAGGACGUGCCCAACGUGCUCUUCAAGCUGUACGACCACGACCUGGUCUGCGAGGAAGUCGUCACCAAAUGGGGUUCUCGAGCCAGCAAAAAGUACGUCGACAAAGAGGUGUCUAAAAAGGUCCGUAAGGCUGCCAAGCCCUUCCUCGAGUGGCUCGAAGAGGCCGACUCCGAGAGCGAGGAAGAGUCCGACUAG
Messenger RNA from Sugiyamaella lignohabitans, 1212 nucleotides. It is a transcript of the gene TIF5, whose product is annotated as translation initiation factor eIF5. The transcript has a single exon. The record is from RefSeq and is a predicted model, not a curated record. Lineage: Eukaryota; Fungi; Ascomycota; Dipodascomycetes; Dipodascales; Trichomonascaceae. Gene Ontology annotation, molecular function: translation initiation factor activity; GDP-dissociation inhibitor activity; eukaryotic initiation factor eIF2 binding. Gene Ontology annotation, cellular component: cytosol. The coding region runs from base 1 to 1212 and encodes 403 amino acids. Gene Ontology annotation, biological process: formation of translation preinitiation complex; translational initiation; formation of cytoplasmic translation initiation complex.